Messenger RNA from Mytilus trossulus (common blue mussel), 1566 nucleotides. RefSeq names its product beta-1,3-galactosyl-O-glycosyl-glycoprotein beta-1,6-N-acetylglucosaminyltransferase-like. Lineage: Eukaryota; Metazoa; Mollusca; Bivalvia; Mytilida; Mytilidae. Bases 43 to 1566 code for a protein of 507 amino acids. Gene Ontology annotation, molecular function: acetylglucosaminyltransferase activity. Gene Ontology annotation, cellular component: membrane. The transcript has 3 exons. The record is from RefSeq and is a predicted model, not a curated record.
UAUAGUAAGUGAAAUAUAAAGACACGUGUUACCAUUCUAGGGAUGUAUACUGUCAUCUGUCGACGUAGAUACAACACAAGGUUCAUUGUCACAAGUACAAUUUGUUUUAUACUUUUAUUAGUUUAUUCUUAUUAUCAUGAUAUUGAUUCAGGAAUAUCUAACAUUUCAAAAAUUCGAGAGACAGAACGUCGUAACAAUGCUGAAAGAACUGUAAAUAAUGAAGCACAUUUCAAAAAUAUAAACAUAGGACAUACAUUAUCCUUAAACAGGCAAAAAACAACUAACAAAUCAUUAAUUAUCAGUCACGAGGACAUUGCAACAAAAAAAGCUCCAAGGGAAGGCGUCGAUUGUCCCGGAUUUUAUCCAUACCAAACUACAAAAUUCUCCGAAAUACAAAUGAGUGAAUACAAAGAGUUUCCGAAUUGGAUGCAAUUUCAACAAAAUAGAGAGGAAGAAGGUGUCAACUGUAAUUUUCUGAUUAAUGGUAAUACGACGGAACAAAAACGAAUCUUAAAAUCGAUGCGUCAUACAAAGUUUGAGGUAGUUCCUCCUUCAUUUUAUUUAAACAGAACCACAGAUUGUCAGCAAUAUAUAAAUGAGACUGGUUUUAUAACAUCAUCUUUGACAGAAGAAGAAGAAAACUUCCCUUUAGCAUAUAGUAUAGUUGUAUAUAAACAUAUAGAACAAGUUGAAAGACUAUUAAGGUCAAUUUAUCGUCCACAAAACAUUUACUGUAUUCACUGUGAUAAAAAGGCAGACGAUACUUUCAAGCAUGCACUUAAUGGAAUAACAAGUUGCUUUGAUAAUGUGUUUAUGUCAACUAGAUCUAUAAGUGUCAUAUGGGGAACCACUAGUGUGUUAACACCGGACAUGGAGUGCAUGAAGGAUCUUUGGAGACAUAAAAAAUGGAAAUAUUUUAUAAAUUUAACAGGUCAAGAAUUUCCAUUACGAACCAAUCUAGAAUUGGUGAGAAUAUUGAAGACUUACAAUGGUGCUAAUAAUAUUGAAGGAACAGUAAAAAGAGCGGAUACAGGGAGAUGGAAUGGUUUACCGCCACCUCCUCAUGGAAUUCGUCCAAUACAUGGAUCCGUGCAUAUUAUUGUCAACAGGAGAUUCGUAGAAUACAUUCUCUUUAACAAAGUAGCUAGCGAUCUUUUCAAAUGGACUAAAAAUGCUCCACAUGCCUCAGAAAUAUUUUUCAAUACUUUAAACUAUAAUCCACACCUAAAUAUAUCAGGAUCGUACAAAGGUGUUCCGGAAACAGACUGCAAAUCAAAUCCAUUUCUGACAAGAUUUAAAAACUGGGGUCCAGCAUCUCCUCUUUUUAACUGGCCCUGUCACGGCAAAGUAAUCAGACAAAUAUGUAUAUUUGGAGUAGGAGAUCUGCCAUUGUUAUCUAAAAGACCAGAAAUGUUCGCAAACAAAUUUUUCCUUGAUUAUCAGCCAUACACUCUCAAAUGUUUGGAUCAGCUGAUGUUUAAUCGAACUAGAGACGAAUAUUUCAAAGGCUUUAAACUUGACAUUGCUAAGUAUCAGUCAUUAAAUUUUAUUAAAAAUGCUAUAUAA